GCCAGGUGUCGAUAAUAUUUACCUUUUGUUUUGACGACCUCGACUCGCGAGUAGUCGCGAGAUGUCACGCUCACUCGGCCGCGCGAUACAACUUUAUUCCGCUUUGUUUUGCGGAGGUGAGAGGACAUGGUGUAGCUGUCGCCCGAAUUUGUGCGUUGUGUUCAAUGUUUUUCUUAUUAAAAAGUAUUUAUUGAGUGAAUAGACAUCAUAAUUUUGUACGAAAAGUGUUUUUACAUUCGAACGAAGACUGUGCAUGUGUUUGAGCAGAUGAAAGAUCAGUACAUUUGCGCAAUAGUUGGUGAGACUUGAUGUCAAUAAACUUGUCGGUUGUAUUUUAUGGGAAAGGUGUGCCGCGUCGCGCUGGUACCUGUUCUCGGCGGGUGGGUGCUCGAGGCCGGGAUAGUAACUACAAGUUAAAUGCAGUUGACUUGUGAGAGCCAUGGAGUCGUAGACAGGAUCGAGGUUACCCAAGAUGCUGGUUUUAUCAUCUGGCUGUAAUCCUCUACAUCCUUGCUUAACAUUCGACAAAACUUGGCCUCUAUACGAACAACAUUCAUUGAAGAAAAUAUGUAAAAGGACCACGGCCACUGCAAGACUGAAUCCAAAAGUUGCCUUAAAAAUGAGCGGCGACGCAAGAUGAUGAAACGCUCAGACUUAUUUUUAUACUAAUAAAAACAUUAUGCGGAAAAAGCAAAAUAGUUUUUGAAAAAAAUUUUGAGCAGUAUUUUUCUAUGAAUUUAUCAUAGACGAACUUUGUGUGUGGUGCUAUAAUAGUGUAGUGAAGUGACAUCGAUCAUAUCGAUAAGGACAACAAUAUCGAUAAUUUAGUGACGUGAGAGUGGUGAUGGUGUGAGGACUGGAUGGUGAUGAGUACCGCGAUGAGCAGUGAGGGCGACGCGGUGAAGGUGGAGGGGGGACACGUGUCUGUCACCACUAUCAGCAUGUCGGGUCCGGAGACAAGCAACGGUCAAUUCUCGUACAGUUCGAGCGGGGUGCGCAUCAGUGUGUCUUCAGUGCCUCAUGAUGAAGACUCUACUGAUGCUGAAAUCUCCAAGAUCGACUUCACACAACAUCAGUACGAGGUUAACAUGCGUAACAAGAAGAAGCGUUCAUUGAGCGGUGCGCCAGAAAUGUCCAGCAAUGAACGAGAGCGACCUAUGUCCUGGGAGGGAGAACUCUCCGACUCGGAAAUGGUCAUAGACACCGGUGGCAAUAAUGAUGAGAACAGCAGUUCCCUAGACCUCCAAUCGUCAAGGGAUUCAAUCGACACCCUUCGCAAUGUCAGCAUAAAGACGGAACCAGUCAAGACUGAGGGCUUCCAAGGUUUGGAUGAGCAGCGUGUUCUGGAUCUGAAAUACCCCAGUGCCCCAUUGCAGCCACACCAGCGGAGUCUUAGUAUGAAUAGGAUAUCAGUCCUCACAGAUGGCUCAUCCCUCUCUCUAGCCAGACGGCCGUCCUCUCCGACCAGUAGUGCGAAAUCCCUCGCAUUAAGUGACCAAGGGUCAGCACAUAUGCCACAUACGGGACUCGACCAAGUACAGAACCUGACCAUCAAGAAGGAAACUCAGUUAUCAGAAUUAAAAUGCGAGCAGUCUGUGGGUAUGGACAAGUUGAUAGGCGCACUGCACGGCUCGCCCCUGCUCGGCCGACUGCCGCGGGUACAGUCGAGCGCCAGCACGGAUUCCGCCGUACACUCCAUGUAUACACAUAGUGUAUAUAGCAGUCCAUCAGCGAGUCCGCGCGCCUCCCGGCACUACACUCCGUCCCUCUCCCGCAACAACAGCGACGCCUCGCACUCCUCCUGCUACUCAUACAGCUCGGAGUUCUCCCCAACACAUUCCCCAGUACAGGGUCGUCAUCCACACGUAAUGUAUCGAGAAGCGGCGGCUGCAUACGACGGUACUCAUGAAGACGAACCUGAUGCUCCUGAGGAUAGGCUUCAUCAUCACCAGGGUAUUAGCAGACAACAGCUUAUUAACAGUCCAUGCCCAAUUUGUGGGGACAAGAUCAGCGGUUUCCACUACGGCAUAUUCUCCUGCGAAUCGUGCAAGGGUUUCUUCAAGCGAACAGUUCAGAACCGCAAGAACUACAUGUGUCUCCGGGGUGGAAACUGUCCCGUCACCGUCACCACCAGGAAGAAGUGUCCAGCUUGCAGAUUCGAUAAGUGUUUGGGAUGCGGCAUGAAACUUGAAGCAAUCCGCGAGGACCGCACGCGCGGCGGUCGGUCGACGUACCAGUGCUCGUACUCGCUGUCGGGCGCCGCCAGCACGGGCUCGCUGCUCGCUGCGCACGCGCCGCCUACGCUGCGACACGCCUCCAGCCUCACCAGCGUUAACGGCCCCGGUUCAUACAGCAGCCGAGGCGAGUCUAGCAACAGCCAAGUGACGCCAGAUAUACCGCCGUUAUUGCAGGAAAUAAUGGACGUGGAACAUCUCUGGCAGUACAAUGAAUCUGAGCUAAGUAGACUUGGCAAGUCGACGGGCGGUAGUCCGUCCGCCAACCCCCUUUUGGCGGCCAGCGGGAUCACGGCGCAUAACUCGAGCCCCGACUUCUUGGCAGACCUCUGCAACAUCGCCGACCAUCGCCUCUACAAGAUCGUCAAAUGGUGUAAAAGCUUACCACUAUUUAAGAAUAUUUCGAUCGACGAUCAGAUUUGCCUGUUGAUAAACAGUUGGUGUGAGCUUUUGGUACUGUCGUGUUGCUACCGCGGCGUCAGUACGCCCGGCGAGGUCCGCGUCGGAGGCGGGAGGGGUAUCACUCUGCAUCAGAGCGCCAAGUUGGGUCUAACGCCUUGCAUUGAGCGCAUGCUGAGUUUCACCGACCAUCUCAGGCGGCUGCGGGUCGACCGGUACGAGUAUGUCGCGCUCAAAGUCAUCGUUCUACUCACUUCAGAUGCUCCAGAUUUGCGUGAAGUGGAGAAAGUCCGAGCGUCCCAAGAGAAAGCGCUGGCCGCUUUGCAAGCAUACAUCGCGACACACUCGCCCGGCACGCCCGCCAAGUUUGGAGAGCUAUUGCUACGUAUACCUGAACUGCAAAGGACUUGCCAGUUCUUUAUGCAAGUCGGUAAAGAAAUGCUGAAUCCGGCCAACAAGAGUAAAGAUGGUGAUGGACCAAGUUUCAAUCUGCUCAUGGAACUGCUACGCGGCGACCAUUGACCUCAUAUAGACUCAAGCUCACCUCAAACUGACCUUAAGGUCAAGGUCAUCACACGACAUCCUCAAGGUCAUCACAAUACGACCUCAAGGUCAAAACCAUACGUUGCUCAAGAAUAUAAUAAGUGUAUCCUCUCUAGAAUGACAAGGUACAUUAAUACAAUAUCAUCGUCGGUUAAUGAAUUAAAAAAACUAGUCUGCUCCCCUUUAUUGGAUUGCCUUAACAAGCCUUAAAAUGUUUUGGAAAAAUAUACUCGGAUAAGCGUGUUUUUCUAUGACGAUCGUCAUCAUCAUGAUCAUGAUCAUCAAUCAACGUAAUUAACAAAAUCUAUCAAUCAUUUUUGACCUUGCACGUGAAAAGACUGCAUUCGAUAAAGUUUUCAUCAUACAUACAUACAAGACUACAAGUACAGUUAGCAGUGAAAGUUGUUAUUGAUAUAUUUUUUUUUCCUUUUUAGAUAAUAAAUGCAACAAUAUUGCUAUUAACUAUAAUAAUUGAAUACUAUAUUGAUUUUUAUUAUUCAAAUUGAAUUUGGAACUCAAUAAUUUUUAUAUGAACUCAAAAAACACAAUAUGAUAGAUUCUAUUUGCGUACUCAUUUUGAAACCUGUACUUCUAAAAUGCUGACUGUACAUUAUAUUUUUAAUCAGAUUACAUAAAUUGAUAAUUUUAUUUAACAAGGAUGGUAAGGAGCUUAGUCUUUGGCCAUUAAUCAAUUUAUUAUUUUGAUAAAAAAUAGAUGUACCCACUUAUCAUGUGUUUCAUAACAAAUGACCUAUAGUAACAAAUAAGUGCCAAGCUAGCUAAUAAUAAUGCAUUUAAUUUGUAUGUCCGUCUGGUAAGCUCUCCUUAAACUUAUAAUAUUAUUUUUUUACAGGGCAAAAAUUUUAUGAUAUUUGAAAAAUCUUUCCUUAGUGUUGCCCGUAACAUAAAUAACGCUUUACAACGACAUGACGUUGUAAUUAAACAAACACACUGCCACAAAUUGCUUUUAUAUGUGUAUUUAAGAUUUUACUAAAUGUAAGGCCAGGGAAUUGAUGGCUAGAUAGUAUUUACAUAAAGUCAGAUAUAAUUUUUUCACAAUAUUGUACAAUACAA
Spodoptera exigua (beet armyworm) is the source of this 4250-nucleotide messenger RNA. The record is from the annotation of a GenBank genome assembly. Lineage: Eukaryota; Metazoa; Arthropoda; Insecta; Lepidoptera; Noctuidae.